This is a messenger RNA of Nilaparvata lugens (brown planthopper), 13913 nucleotides long. RefSeq names its product sodium-dependent neutral amino acid transporter B(0)AT1. The transcript is spliced from 13 exons. Gene Ontology annotation, cellular component: membrane. Gene Ontology annotation, biological process: sodium ion transmembrane transport. NCBI's taxonomy places the organism in Eukaryota, Metazoa, Arthropoda, Insecta, Hemiptera, Delphacidae. Bases 239 to 2122 code for a protein of 627 amino acids. The record is from RefSeq and is a predicted model, not a curated record.
AGUGUUAUCCUGGAAAGUAAACAGUUCUGUCCAUGACUUUGUGCUAAUCAGGUGGCCUCUCAACACUCAGUCCUCAGGGCGAUUGAUUCCCGCCACACCGCCACAUUUUCUCUCAACAUUGUGACAACUCCAAGCAUGUGCCAAGGAAUCUCUACUACUCGUGGUCUACUUGUGCAAAACUUUGAAAACCUCUCCACGCUCAGCUGAUUUGCAGAUCUUAUCGUUGCUUAGUGGAAAGAUGGCGGUGAAAGCAGAGACACGUAAUGGCCACGAGCUGUCCCCGUUGAAUGUGCGGCUGACAGAUGACGGAGCCGGAGUCACAGUCGUUUUGACGCCCGCAGGAAGUGUCGCCCAAGGCAACGAGGAGAGGGCGUCAUGGGACAAUAAGAUGCAGUUCAUGCUUUCAAUCAUUGGCUACUCUGUGGGACUUGGCAACAUCUGGAGGUUUCCCUACUUGUGUCAGCAGAAUGGCGGGGGGGCGUUCCUUAUUCCAUUCCUGAUAAUGUUGGUUCUCGAAGGCGUUCCGCUGUUCCUGAUUGAGCUUGGAAUCGGGCAGAAGAUGCGACUGGGGUCGUUGGGAGUGUGGAACACGAUCCACCCUUGGCUGGGCGGCCUAGGCAUAGCCUCCUGCACUGUGACAUUCUUCGUCGCCCUCUACUACAAUGUCAUCAUCACUUGGUGCUUCUACUAUCUAUUCAACUCCUUCCAGUAUCCGCUUCCAUGGGCCUCUUGCCCUAGACUGGAGAAUGGCAGUGCAGUCCCUGAAUGCGAGAAAAGUUCUGAGACAGCCUACUUCUGGUACAGAACCACCCUGGACGUGUCUCCUUCCAUGGAGGACAGUGGUGGUCUCAAAUGGUGGAUCGUGCUCUGCCUCCUGCUCGCAUGGUCCGUUGUCUUCUGCAUUGUCAUGAAAGGCAUCCAGUCUUCGGGAAAAGUUGUGUACUUUACCUCAAUGUUCCCUUACAUUGUUCUCACAAUAUUCUUCAUUCGAGGUAUCACUUUGAAAGGAGCGAGUGCUGGGUUAGUGCAUAUGUAUACGCCCAAGAUUGACAUGCUGCUAAAUCCAAACGUGUGGUUGGAUGCAGCCACCCAAGUCUUCUAUUCGUUUGGAUUAGCAUUUGGAUCACUGAUAGCGUUCGGCAGCUAUAAUCCGCCGAAAAACAACUGCGUAAGAGAUGUGAUACUUGUAUCCACCACCAACGCUCUCACAGCCAUCUACGCCAGUGUUGUCGUAUUCGCCAUUUUGGGUUUCAAAGCUAGAGCCAACGUUGAUAAGUGCAUAUUCAAUCUGAAAUUGACCGACCCUAUAGCGGCAAACUCAACAGAGUAUUUGGAUGAGCAUUGCAGCUUAGCUAAACAGCUUGACCAGGCUGCUGAGGGCACAGGUCUGGCGUUUAUAGUGUUCACGCAGGCGAUAGUUGAGUUGCCAGGUGCUCCGUUCUGGGCCAUCAUCUUCUUCCUAAUGCUGCUCUCCCUGGGAAUUGGUUCGCAGAUUGGCAUUCUUGAGGGCAUGUUGUCCUGCAUCUUCGACAUUGACUUUUUCAAGCGCAUCAGGAAACAGUAUUUGACAGGUUUUGUUUGUAUCACGUGCUUCUGCGUUGGCCUGAUCUUUGCGACUGGAGCUGGAGAGUAUUGGCUCAAGCUUUUUGAUUCGUUUGCUGGAACCAUUGGUUUGGUGAUGAUCGCUCUCCUUGAAAUGAUCGCAGUCAUGUUCAUAUACGGACACGAGAAAUUCACUCAAGAUAUUGAGGACAUGACUGGCUACAGACCCGGACCAUACUGGCAGAUAACCUGGCGGUUUUUAGCACCUGUCAUCAUGACUUGCAUUCUCGUCUCCUCCAUUGUAUUCCGAAUCCUCAACAAGAAUACCUACAUGGCUUGGGAUGCCAACAAGGGUGAAACCGUUGAAACUGAGUAUCCAGACUGGGUGAUGGUGGUGGCCAUUCUGAUGGUUUGUGCCAGUAUUUUCCCCAUUUUUGCCGUUUUCCUACUGAGGAGAUUCCAGUGCCUGAAGCUGGAUGUUGACAUACAUCAGGGUGCCAUACGUCGCAUUGACACUACUGUCUCCACUAAAGAGAUGAUGGCCGAUGUCGAUGAAAUCGCCUGUGAGAUUGGAUAUUGACUUCACAAUUAGAGAAACAGCUGGAUGAAUACCACGACGACUCGGAGGACGAGGAUGAAGAGGAUUGCCCGCCAUCGCGUCAACGUUUAGGAAAGACAUUCAAGAUGGAGGUUAUGGACUUCUAGCGACCUGGUCGUCAGAGCGAAUGCGAUCGCCGACAAGAACGCGAAUGCCGCGUCUGAACAAGAAGAUAACAGUCAUCCGGAGCUGCAGACAUCACAUUAGAUCCGGCACGACUCGACUCGACCGCACAGCUAGAAGCCAAUACUUGCUUUCCACUUACAUACUUCAACUUCUCCCAAAUCAACCAGGGUAAACACUAAACAGGCACGAGGUUCUUUGUGAAUGAGUGAUGAUCAUCCAUCCUUUCUCCCUACUGGAGAGUACUCAAUUUCCAAGGCUCAAAUAUGGACAGUAUUACCAGCUCCACCUCGGAGUUCAAUAAUAUUUAAUUACUACAUAAAAGUCUGGAUAUCAAUGUGGUAGUAGUAAGUUGAUAGCCGAUUGAGUAUUGUCGUAGAUUUCCCCAUAUACUGUAACUCUCUUCUCCCCAGCAUUGAGUUGAAAUAACUCUCUCAAUAAUAUUCAAUUACUACAUGAAAGUCUGGAUAUUUAUGUGGUACCUAGUAUUAGGCUGAUAACCGACUCAAAAGAUUGAGUAUUGUCGUAGAUUUCCCCAUAUCCUGUAACUCUACUUUGCCCAGCAUUUCAAAUAUUUCUGAAACCUCUUAGUUAACUUUGAUCCAAAUUGCAAAUAAUCAUACACAUUUAAUCAUUUUGCUUGACAUCUUUGGUGUAUGUGUAGCUCUUACUCGUAUAAUAUUGUAUUUUCAUUGUACUCGUUGGUAUAGAAUUGUUAACAGAUAAGAUUGAUCUUACUUGGAUAAAGUUAUUGAUCCAAAAGCUUGAAUUUCGAGUUAUAUUAAUUAUUGAUGAAUUUCAAUUUCACUAUCCUCAAUUCUUCUAAUCAUAAUUGAACAAAACUCUUAAGAAUUCUCUGUUCAAGUGAAGUUACUCUACUAGAGUGAAAAAUAGGUACUAAUACCAUUAGUUAUAACUUUAUUAUUGGUCCUAAAAAGAAUUUUUUUAUUUAAUUGGAAUAAGAUAUGAUGUACAUGUUUUUUGACAUUGAUUGUACUUAUACUGCAUUACAGGCUUUAAAAUGAAACAUUCUUUGUACUCAAAAUUGCAAAAGUCUGUGAGAGAUUAUUGCCCAUACUAUUCACUUAUCAAUUCCGAAUUCUUCAAGAUUCAAUAGAUGUCUAUUCUUCCACAAGCCGCAAUCUCAAAUUAAUUUUAAUCAAAUUAAAAUUGGAUUUGACUUCUUUCUUGAUCCAACAAAAUGGAUAGAAAAACCCUUCAUCGAAAUUCUCUUCAUAAAUAUAAAUUUGAGAAUUCUAUGCAGAUAAUAAAUUUAUUAUUUCCGUUUUAUGUUAUUAUGAGUGUGUUGAAAGAUAGCCUAUUAUUCCAUGGAGAAAGAGUACUCUCAAUUUCUGAUAUUAUACUUUAAGAAUAGUCAACAUGUACGAGAUCAGAGUCUAUGAAUUAUUGUAUGGAUGUAGUUGAUGUUGAAACUUUCUUUAUACUUCCAAAUAUAAAUAUAACUUUUUUAGAAGUUGUAGGUUUAUGUAGAAUUAACAAUAACCAUGUCCAUGGUCACUUGAAUUAAGUAAAUUGUGCUAAAUUUUAUAACUUUUCUGCAAACAACUGAUUAUCAUUUUUACCUUCAGCCUGUAUUCAAUUUUUGAUUGUUAUCUGAAAUUCUUGACAACAUUUUUUAACAACUGGAUAAACCAAUUACUAAUAUUGUAGAUGGACUACAGUUAAUUUCAAAUCUUCACUCCAUCCUGUAUUAUAAAAUACUUGAAGCUUUAUCGUAUUCUACAAGUGUCCUUGCUUGAAGCAAAAUCAAUGAAAAUCAGUUGAAUCAAUGAACUGAUUAGACUGAUGACAAUUUGUCGUUGAAGAUAAUCAGAUAAUGCUUCGAGUGGUGGCUUGGGUGUUCUUUUUCAAAUCUCCAACAUCUAUAGACAUUAUUUUUCAUGAGUUCAUUCAAGAAAACAGUGCAAUAGUCUCCAAUUAUUAACAUCAUAUACUAUUAUAACAAUUGUUUUCUUCAGCCAAGAACUUUUCCCUUGUACUUUAUAUAAUUUAACAACCGAGCUCUUCAUACGUCCAAAUUUCCACUCUUUACAAUCUAACUUGAAAAAAUGAAUCAAUAAAUAACCACUCAAAGGUAUCAACAGAUUAGACAAGAAAACUUGAGAAAAAAAGAAUAAAUUUAUACCGUAUUUCACAAGAAAGUUUUUAUUAAUAGAUUACCAGUAUUUGGAGUACUUCCAUUGACUAGAUUUUUAAAAAAAUUACAGAAUUAGACAUGGAGAGGCGAUUCCGUUUAUUGUGAAAUUUUAUUUUCUCUAAAAAGAAAUUCACAAGUUGACACCAAUAAAAUUGUCUAAUUGAGACCACAUUGGGCGUUUUUUCAGUCGGCACAUGACAUCACAGGAAGCUCUCCUAUUGGCUGAAGAGGAAGCUCUCUCGAGACGCCAAUUCAAUCAGCCAAUCGGAGAGCUUUCUGUCUUGUCGUGUCCGUCUGAAAUGACACCUAAUGUGGUCUCGUCCUUAUUUAAGCACUCUUUGAGGCAAAAUAAUUAUCUUGUUUUAGAAUGAUGAUAAUUAUAAUAAUUUUAUUUUUGUUCAAUAAUAGAACGUUUGUUAUUUCGGAUUCAGUACCUUCCUAGUAUGGGAUUGAAUAGAAAUAGAUGUUUUAAGAGUUUGAAAAGACAUCUGAAUAUAAUCCUUCAUCUCACCAGGACAUCACUCUCAGCAUUAUCUCCUUAUUAAUCAAAGCAACUAAGAAAUUAAUCAACCCACACUUUAAACGGGAUGUGAUUAUUGAUAUUGAAAACGAAAACUUGAUAGACUAUAUGCUCGUUGAUGUUCUUAAUAAUUUAGUAAUGUAUAACAGAGUUUUGAAGAAAUAUUGUUGAUUAGUUUGUAAAUGAUUGAGUAGUCUUCAUCUAUCUUGGAACGUCGUUUGGAAGUUUAAGGACACACAUGAAAUACAAUUUAUUGAUUCCGACAAUAUCUAUUUUGGUCCAUUGAUGGAUAUUAUAUCUUGAAUUUCCAGUAUAUCUAUCUUCCAUAGCAAACGAAAUCGAAAAUUGACAAUUUUUCAAAUUAUUAAUAUUGCCUUGUCUUGAUUUCUGAAAGGAACUUAAUUUAGAAGAUAUUCGAAACUAUAUGAACUAGUACAUAAAACAUCCCCACCUCCCUACCAAUCUGAAGUAAAAAAUCAAAAUUACUAGUUAUUUUUGGUCGAAUUUUCAUUUUUUAAUAUAGUAACACAUUUUGUGAGAUAAAUUCUGAUAGUUGAGAUACGUGUUAUCAAGCUCUGAAUAUUUGUAGAAUUAAAAAUAUCAUCACUAAGUAUUUCAGGUGUAUCCAUGAACGUUUCACUAAUAAAUAUAAAUAUUGUUUGUUAUAAUAAAUGUUUAGAUGUCAUUUUCCAGCAGCAGAGCUGUGAUCACUCAGUGUUAAGAUUUAUAUUAGACUAAAUGUGAUUAUUUAUUGUAUAUUCUAUCGACUGUUUGCUUGUGUGUCUGUGUGUGUGCUUCAGUAUAACAUGUGCACAUUUAAGAUGAGUAGGCCUACCAAAAAUGCUUAUUCUUCUUCAAACAAGACCAUUUUCAAAAAAUGAACCUCUUCUCACACACUAUAAAAAUAGCUUAUGAUUUUCAGUCACAGCUGUAUCGUUGUCUAAUCCAAAGAAUCUCAAAUUAUUAUAUUCCCAAUAAUUUGCUAUCGAUAGGCUAAGUAUAUCAACCAGUACUUUCAACACAAUUUGUUUUGAUGCAUUAGAAAGGGCGGGCAUCUACAAAACAUUAAAAAUCAAUAAUGAAGCAUUAUUUUUAUAAAAGAAUGAUUUAAAAUUAGGACUGAUACUAAUGCAUUUUUAUGUGUGAAAUCGAUCUAUAGAUUUGUUCGGUUUAUUUUGGAAGCCCAUCACUUUACAAAAAUUAUUCCAAGCCAAAUUUUCAAACGAAAAAUAUGUCUUUUCAGACCCGAAAUAUCUACUUUUAGGUAUUGAGGUUGUCGUUGGUUUUAGUUUUAUCUGCAAUUGAGUUACAUGAGAAGCUUGCUAAAAAUCUUAACUGAUUCAAUCUUGCAGACUGGUUAAAAAAUUACAGUACAUUUAAUUUUCUUGUCAAUAAUUGAAUUAUAAAUUAUUUAUUCGCUUUUUGACGAUAAUACAUUAUUGUGAAAAUGUAGUCUUUAGCACUGUAUGCAUUCCACUUUGUUUCAAAAGACACACAGACACACAUAAUGUAGAAAUGUAGAAUUGUGGAUUAUAAAUUAAAAGGUGUAAGAAAAUGAUGAGAAAUUCCCAAACAUGAGCAAAGUAUCAAUUGAAGACUCCCUUGCAUACUAUGGAAGAAGGAAAUUCAUAAAAGAUGUCGAUAAAUUUUAUUAAAUCUGAGUAUUGAACAACCUCUCAGUCUAAUAUGUUAGUGAUACUUCAUAAUUAUUGAUAAUAUUAGUUUUAUUAUUCUGUAAAACUUAAAGUAUUAUACGGUAUUUGAAAAAAAGCCAGUUACUUAUUAGAAGGUAUUUAGAUUUUAUCCAGCCGAAAUAGUAAAUUGAACGGUAAUAUAUUAAUGUAUUAUGUAAGUUAUAAGCGUUCCAAAUGCUUGUAUAUAGUUUUAAUUAACUGUAUUGUUUAAUUAAUUAUCUUAGUUGGGUAGUUAUAGAUGGAACUCUAGAUGGUGUAAGAUAUAAGUGUAAAAAUCUGAAUUCUAGGAUAAAUGAAGGUACUCUUAGCCCUAGGAAGGUUAUUGAUAACGACUUGAUGUACCGUACGAUACAUUAUUGUACUCUGUGAUUCCUUCUUCUUUAUCAAAUCAUUAAAUGACAAAUUUUGUUGUUCCUUUUACGGUAUAUGCAACUCUGUUGGUUGGAAAAUUCUAUACAAUAUUUGUUGAUUUUCAAUAAGGAUAGAUGUGAACCUUUACUUAUUGAAAGAAGUUUUUAGAAAUCUACCGUAUGUGUUUAGAGCUUGGAAAAAAUUCUUAAAUUUGUUAUUCUGUUAAACACACUGCAAGAUUCACUGUAACAUGAUAUAGAACACUCACUCAUCGAUAACAAAAUUUGAUAUUACCCAUGAUGGUUCAAAUCUUAAAUGACAUUAUUUUCAUACAAAUUAAGAACAAUUUUGAUAACCUAUGGACUUGCUAUUGGACCUUUUUUGAUACUUUUUCCAGAUGAUCACAACAUAGAAUGCUAAUUCAAUACGUUUAUAUUUGUAAGUUUAAAUCAGGAUACGGUAGGCCUACUUAUUUUGUUCUUAUAUUCUAUUUAUUCUUAUCCUUUUGGCUCAUUUAAUCUGGUUUCUGUGAUUCUAUCCACUCUGUUUUAUCAGUGUGAAAAAUGAUUUUCUGGUUAUAACUGAAAAUUCCUUGAUCAAUUACGAUUAACAUGAACUAUGUUAUCAUUGUACUUUUUAGAAAUCAAUGAAAUUGUUAAUACCGUACCUCGUUUUAACAGCAUAAAUACAAUUUUAAUAAAGGUUUGCACGUCAACGAGUGAAUACGGUACAUAUUUAUCUUGACCAUAGCCAUAUAUCUUGUCUAUCGUGUUACAUGUUUCUUGCAGCUCAUUUCUUAUUAAAAAAACCUACUUGAUUUUCUAAUAACGGGUUCAACUGCUAUCUUGAUGUUUAGAAAGCCUAUUUGCCGCGAAACAUGAUAAAAACCUUAGUGGUACUUUUCAAAUGAAAUGAUAAUGUCCUUUUUAUUGCAAUUGCAAUGCUAUUAUUAUUAUUAUUAUUCAUCGAUGAUUGAUUGUAAGUUAGUGUUCAUGAGAUUAGACUCGUUGGAUUAGGUCAGUUACGUUAGAAACUGUAAUAAUAAAUUAUAAUAUAUAUAUAUUAUAGUGAAAGUGAAUAAUACCAAAAGAGAAACUAUUUUUAGUGACAUAUUUUUGAAAGAUGUUUUAAUUUUUCUAGGCAAAAGAGAAUAUUUAACUCUUGUAAAUAGAUGGUUCGUAAAAAUCUAUGGUGUGGAUCGCAUGUAUAAUGCUUAGACAAAAGUUGAAGAAUUUCGUCUAACAUUUAAUCGAUAUGUUUGGAGAUGAUUAAAUAUUGUAAUAGAUUGCCUAUUUGCGACAUCUAUGGUUACCUUGAUUAGUUACUCAAUAUCUCCAAGAGAGUGUUAUUAGUUGUUACGGCAAAUAUCUUCCUCAAAGGAAGUAAAAUUAAACAUUAUAGCUUCUAUUAUAAUUAUUUUGGUGGAGAUAGCUUUUUGUGAUAUUAUGUCAACUAAGAGUUGUGUUGAAUGUAUAUUUUGAGUGGAAGUUGCAGAUUGAAAUCAAUGUUUAAAAAAUUAUGGAGUUGGUAAUUUGAGUACACUCGAUAAUAAUAUUCGUUUUUAUAUUUUUAAAGAUUUUUUACUCUUCCAAAUUGAUUUAAUUGGAGUUUGAAAUAUUUUAGAUGUUCAACUCCAGAUCUUAAUCCAUGUGAGUAGGUAGAUUUGCUUAAAUGUCGAAAAUAUUGGAGUUUGAAAAAAUAGUGUUAUGGAAAGUAGUCAAGAUAUAUGUUGUUGUGGUGUCAGGAGAGAAAUAUUAUGGAGUAGAUAAAAACACAUUGGCAUUUUAAUCAAAAUAUCCAGAUAUUGUUAAAAUGUGACAAGGUUAAUCAGUGUAUUUUAUUACCCACCUCUGAAAAUAUUAUAAACAAUCUCUGUUUUGACAGGAUCAAACAUAAUUUUUCUAUUAGCUAUCUUACUUCAUAUCUCACAUCACAUAUUAUUGAAAUGAUUUAAUAGAAUCCAUUUUACUCACGUAUUCAUCGACAAAAGAGGAAGCAAUCUCUAUUAUUAACAUAUAAGUUGAAUAUAAUUUAACACCAAAAAAGUGUCAAAAUUGGCGUUCUCACUUAGAAAAAAUAUUGAAACCUUCUCUAUAAUAGGGUGAUCUUGGUAUAUUGAUAACACUCUGAAAAUUAACUAAAUAGCCAUAACCAUUAUCCAAAUUUUAUCAUUUUCGCACUUGAAGUGAGUGAAUAAGGUAUGCUAUUUCGUUUCAUGUUAUGAAUAAUUCUUAAGAAACUAAUUUUGAAAUAGAAAAGUGACCAAAUUACACUUUUUUGUAGGUAAUGUAGUGUUUAUUUCUAUUUUUGUCCGAUAUAAACCCCUAAAUAAAAUAAUUUAGCGAUGUUAUUUGAUGAUUUUUUAUGUAACAACGCAUCAAAUAAAUAGUUGAUGUCUGUUUGCUCUUUCUAGAAGAUUGAAUUAUAUAUUCAUGUACGAUACCCAAUACAAUUUAUGAAUGAUCAGAUAAAAUAAUUCAUCAAUAUAUUGUAUUAUUACGUCUUCGUGAAUUAUUAAAGUAGUAAUAUCAGUGCAAAAGCACUAGUGAAAUUCUCAAAUUAUUUUUUAACACAUUUUUUCAAUAACCAAUGGCACAGGAUAUUAAUCAUACUUAUGUAAUAUAUAAUUGUUCAUGUAUUUUAAGGUUGCACUGUAUGCUUAAGAUAAAUUUGAAUAUUUUCCAGAGAUAGACCUUUGUUUGUAAUAUACCAUUUUCAGAUAUUUGAGCACAUUAUAACCAUCAAAGAUGAAUUGCAUGCAGGGAGAACAGUUUUUCAAAGACUCAUUAUUAGCCAAAACGUGAUUUAAGUUUCACUAAUAACUGUUCUCGUUCAUUAUUACUGUAGAUACCAAGCAUUCACAUCUAAGACUCUUGGCAGAUUCUCUUCGAGUCAAUCUUAAAUUUUAUUACAAUUUAGCAAGGGUUUUGUUUCAAGUAAUAACAUGGCCGAAAGUUUGUUUGAAGCGAAGAAUUUCUAUUAAUAUUGUAUGGAUUUUUUGUAUUAUUCAACAUGGUUGAAGUUUGCACAGUUUGAAUCAUUUCUUACUCGAGAAGACAAAACUUUCUAUGAAUUCUGAAUGUCUGAGAAAAAAGAAGGAUGUCAUUUGUUUAAAUAAUGACAAUAAAUAAUGUUAAUGAAUAGUUAUAUGAUAUAUUGCUAUUAAAUAAUAAGUUGUUAAUCUUAUAAGGCUGUGUGUCUGUUAUGCAGAGUGCGGUUCGAUCCUGUAAAGUCAAACUUAAGUAACUAUUCAUGAUUCAAUGGAGUAGAAAAUAUUAUUACCGUCAUAUUCGUAUUAUUAAUGGAUGUAUUUUCUUGAUUUAUUUUUCAACUGUCUAUGUAUUACUCUAUAAAAAAUAAUUCAAAUGUUUGGGAGAUUUUUAAUGGGAGCAUAUAUAAUAAUAUAUGUGGGUUGAAUAACGGUCAGGAGAGAUAAUGAGAUAGGUUGAUGUGAACGAAUUUACUUAGAGUAGAAAAUUAUUAUAAUCAUAAUCAUAUUAUUAAUGGAUGUGUGUUCUUGGUUCAUUUUCUAACUGUCUAUGUAUUAAUCUAUUAAGAAAUAUUCAAGUGUUGGGUUGGUUUUAAAGGGUGCAAAUUGUGGUUUGAAUAACGGUCAGGGCAAAUAAUGAGAUUGUUUGAUGUGAACGUAUAUAUAAAUGGAAAUAUAUUUAUGAUUCAAUAGAGUAGAGAAUGAUUAUUAUCAUCUUAAUCAUAUUAUUGAUGAAUAAUAUAAUUCAAUCAACUAUUGGUAUAUGUUCUUGUUUCAUUUUUCAACUGUAUAUGUAUUACGAUAUUGGAAAUUAUUCAAAUAAUGGGAUGGAUAUAAUGGGUGCAUAUAUAAUAAUAUAUGUUGUUCGAAUAACGGUCAGGGUAAAUAAUGAGAUAGGUUGAUGUGAAAGAAUAUAAUAUAAAUGAAAAUAUAUGUGUUUCAUCUGACUACCAUUUUAUUUAUGUCCAUGCAAAACAAGUUUUAUUCUCUUUUGAAACAUACCGCACUGUUUUUUACAGGAUGUGUCAGGUAAGAUAUAACAUGUUAUUGCUCUUUAGCAUAGAAUUCAUGACAUUCUUUCAGUUAUGCAGUGAAUAUUCUGUACGGUACUGAAAUAUUAAGAACUUCAAGGUGAAUAUUCUAUACUGCAUUGCACUAUUGAGGACUGCAAGUUGACUGAAAGUUAUGCACUAAUGUCAGUUCAAAUCAUGACAAACAUUUUAUCCCACUACUAACGCACAAGCCAAUAUUCACAUGAGAGCAUCAUCACCCCGUAAAAAAUAAAAAAUACCAUACCUUAUACAACUUUCUCAAUCAAAGGUUCUCUCAUACAAUCUGAAAUGGGGAAGAACGUGCGAUAUCACUUACUAGAUUGCUUAAAAAUUUCAAGGGAGACCAAAUAAAAUAAUAUAUAAAAUCGUAACUGUGUAAUAAUUACAAGUACUAAAUUGCGAGUAGUCUAUAUAUAGCAUGACAAUUUUAAAGAAAUUUUUAAGUUUAAAAGAAGUUUUUUGAGAUGAAUAUUAUUAUUUAUUACAAAAAAUAAUCUUACUACAAAAUUUGUUCCUAUAAAGUUAUAAACGAAUGUUGAAUAUUUUGCCUGUCAUCACAUGUACAGCUUUGAUGGAGACAGGAUAAAAAUAGCAAAUUAUUGUUGUUCUGAGUUUUAAAAAGAGAACAUUUGAGUAAUUGAUGCCUACAUCACAGAAUAUAAGAGCAUUUUUUCAAGUGAUUUCAUAAAUCAAAGGUGAAAAAUAAUAACAGUAUCAUUGAUAAGUUUGAACUAGUAAAAUUAUUCACAUUAAUGUACUUGUAAUAACAAAGGGAGUUUUUUUAUGAAUUUGCAAUACUAAACUUUUGAGAUGGAAUUAGAGAAAGAUUGAAAUAAAUGUUGAAAGUUCUUUUUCUGUGAAAUAGAUAAUAUUAUCAUUAUAGGGUGGAGUUUCGUUCAGGUGUGAGAGAAGUUUGAUAGGAGAGAGAGAGUAAACAAUGUGCUGAAUAUACAAAAACAGAUAAGUUUUGGCAUCUUUUUCAUUUCAACUCUUCCAGAAUAUUUCAUAUAAAUAUAAACAAGUUAAAAGUUUGGCAGAAGUAGUGGGAAGAAAUGCAGGAUAACAAACAGAAUGAAAUAGCAAUAAGUUAGGUUAGACAAAAGGAAAUAAAGAUAAGUUAGGCUAGAUGACUUCACAACCAGAAGUUAGGUUAGAUGACGUCACAAGCAAAAGCUAGGUUAGGUUAGAUCAUAGUUAUAAUUUAGGUUAGGUUACGUCACAGCUAAAAAAUAGGUUGGAUGACGUCACAACUGGAAGCUAGGUUAGGUCAGGCUUUAAAUUUAGGUUAGGUCAUUAGUGGGAUUGAGGUUAGGUUAGGUCAUGUCUGAAAGUUAGGUUAGGUUGCCCCAGGAAUUGCUGCCCCAGUAUUGCCAAACUGUUUUCAAACAGUCUUACCAAACUGUUUUCAAAUAGAUUCUUGAUACAUAAUGUUUUUUUCAAUCCACAUAAUUAAAUGCUUCAUAAGGGAAGACAUUCAAAUAGAAAGCAAAAGUAUUUGCUUUUAUUUGUUAUAAAUCAAGUCAAUGACAAUGUGCAACACCAGCACAAAACAUUGUUGCCACAACAUGAGUGUCAUUAUUCCUUCACAGAAAGUAUUUUGUUUCUAUAUUAUAUUAAUUAGCCAAAAAGAGCAUGGAUAAUCAACAGCAAAUAAUUUUACCAAAAAAAAGAGCUUGAGAAUGAUCAAGAUCAUAGAAGGUAGGGUAGUCCAGUAGCAUCAUAGUAAUUUCGAUGACUUCAUCUCAGAAAUCACUCUCAAGUUUACAACAGAAACUAGUAUUUUUCAUGGUAUGUUGCUAACCAUACACAUGACAUUGAUGUCGUUACAAUUUUUCAUGAGCAAUAAGGGUUCAAUAGGAACAAAAUGUCCGCUACACAACAUGAUAGGUAAUAGUUACCAGAACCAUGAUACUGAAUUUAAUAAUAUGUGAUAAACAAAAUCUCAGACUUGAAAAGAGAAUAAAGCUUAGGUCAGAUGAAACAAGUAACUAAUAAAUACCGUACUGAAUGUGAUAAACAAAAUCUCAGACUUGAAAAAAGAAUAAAGCUUACAUUUAGAAUGGUGGUCAGAUGAAACAAGUAGCUUUUAAAUUUAUAAUAAAUAACCAAGUAAAACAACCUUGGGAUUUCUUGUACCAGUAGCAGUUUUUAUCAUUUUUUUUCAAAAACAAUCAUAAUUAGAUUGAAUAUUUUGCCAGCCAGGUUCAGUUUUGAGGACUGCAGAGUACACAUUUGUAGUCUCAUUAUCAUGCCAGUAAGACCAUUGAUAUAAUAAAAUCAAAAAGCAAUAUUAUUUGGAAGAGCCACUGGAAGUGAAGUGAACAUUGUUUUGUAAAGGUGCAUACAGAUAUAAGACUCAUGCACCACAGGCACGCCCACCUCGCCCCCAUCAGCUAAUGCUAUGCUUAUUAUAUCUCACUUUUUCUGUACAAAUACAGAUAUAAUAAGCAUAGAAUCAGCUGAUUAAAAUCGAAAUGUGUGUGUUCAUGACGCUUAAACCUGUACACACCUUAAACCUUACCAAAUUGUUCAGGGUUACUGGUAAUAUAACUUUGAUGAGAAUAGGAUGGAAAUUAACUAGUCUUUAUUUUUCAAUACAAAAUAAUUUAUUGGUUUAAAAUUCAAUUCAUAUUGUUUUGUUCGUUAAUAGUAGACUAGUUACUGAGUUUGACUACAUCUUUGAAUGCAUUCUGUAUAACUUGAACCUUGAAUCAAGGUUGUACAUGGAGUGUCUCACGAUUUCAUACAAUUUAUUCUGUAAUGUACCCAAUGAGUUGAUGCAUUUCUCUAUAAAAACAAAUUCCAUGUUUCACACCAGAUAAUUUCUCAUUGUAAUAAGCUACUUUGAGACUCACAAAUAUUUCAGUUUUACUCAGUUGUAAUCUU